CAAACCCGUCGGCGAUCACCAAUGGGUUACCCGAAGUUUCCAAAGAAUUGUCCGCGACAUGCCAAUGAUGCCAUCGCCGGUGGAGUGUUGACACCCUACUUUCAAACUCGGCCGCCACUGACGACGUCGUUUUAAGAACCAUUCCCCCUUGCAAUUCCCGCAUUUUUUAAGCCGGGGUCUAGGUUUCGUUGACAUGGAUGGACUAGGGUUUUAGCUUGAGCGGGGGAUGAGGAUGAUGGUUGGCUUCCUUCGCAAAGCCCCUGUGCUCCAGGUGAGGUUUGAUCUCACAGCUUCUCCAACCCCACAAAGCUUGCAUUUUCUUCUCGACCACCUCUACCUAUUCUCAUCUUCUUCUUCCACAUCCAUUUCAACUUCUGAAAAACCACACCCAUUCACUGUGUCUUAUCUCAUAAACUCAUGUGGCCUCUCUCAUAAAGAUGCUCGAUCAGCUUCUAAAUACGUUCACUUUGAAACCCCCGAUAAACCCAAUUCGGUCCUUGCCCUCUUCAACAGCCACGGGUUCUCCAAAACCCAAACCUCGAAAAUCGUCAAAAAGGAACCUCAACUCCUCUUAUCCGAUCCCGACAAAACCCUUCUGCCCAAACUCCAAUUUUUCUACUCCAAAGGCGCUUCCUGGCCUGACAUUGCCAAGAUCGUAGUCUGUUCCCCAUCCAUCUUGAAACGAAGCUUGGAAAAUCAAAUCAUCCCAUCUUUUAAUUUCUUCAAAGAUUUUCUUCAAUCCGACAAGAUGGCAAUUACUGUUGUUAAACGCUUUUCCCGGAUUCUACUAUUUGAUCUUCACACCUAUGUGGCUUCUAAUAUGAAUGCGUUGCAGGAAUUUGGAGUUCCCAAAUCAAAUAUUGCAGGAUUGCUAAUGAAUCAGCCUAUGGCAUUCAUGGUGAGGCCAAAUUUGUUUAGGGAGAAUUUGGAGGAAGUAAAGAAAAUGGGGUUUAAUCCUUCACAAAUGAAGUUUGCUAUAGCAAUCCAAGCAAUAAGAGCGGGGGGGAAAUCUUCCUGGGAAAGGAAGAUUGAUAUAUAUAAGAGGUGGGGUUGGUCUGAGGAAGAGAUUCUGUUAGCCUUUACAAAGUCUCCCUGGUGUAUGAUAUAUUCCGAGGAUAAAAUAAUGGCAACAAUGGAUUUCUUUGUCAAUAAAAUGGGGAGGGAGUCUUCUUCGAUUGCUCGUCGGCCCCAGCUUAUCUCGCCCAGUUUGGAGAAGAGAAUUAUUCCCCGGUAUUCAGUUGUUCAAGUUUUGUUGUCAAAGGGUUUGAUUAAUAAAGACUUCAGCCUGUCAGCAGUGUUUCAGUCUACUGAAAUAAUGUUUCUGCACAAGUUUGUGGAUGUUUAUAAGGAGGAAGCUCCUCAGUUAUUGAACCUGUACCAGGAAAAACUCAAUCUUACAAAAAAGCAAGAUUGACUCUAAGAGGGAAGUGGUAAUUGUGGUAAUUGUAGAAUGUCCACAUUAUGAAUCCAAAAUUUUCUGCAUCUCCCCCUGUGUGGUUAAUUCUGCUGAAAAUUAUUUGGUUCUUCACUCUUAAUACAUUUGGUACUUACUGCAACUAAUUCAGAUUUGUUCUAUAUGCAAUCUUACUCUCGUUUGGAAGUUCAAUCUUUAUCUUAUAUUGUUUUUUUUUUUUAUAGGCACUAAUUUUCAAUCUGAUCUUAUUUGUCAAUGUGUUUUUGGAUUCCUUUCUUCCUAUGUAAACACCCCCUUUUUCCCAAUCGUCUUCUUCAAGCAGCUAAUAUGCUGAUACAGUUGUAGAACGGCCAUUAGAGGUUCUGCCCCAAACAAAAGCAUCCUUAUGGGCCAAUCUUGAAAAAACAUCUAGUUUUAGAAAUAUGUGAUUUUCUGUGGAACUCUAAGAUCUCAUUUGUGUUUUAUAGGGAGCAUAAAGAAAUGAAGCUCAAUGAUGUAGCUGAGGAUUGCUUGUUCAACUCCGAGAAUCCCUUGACCAUCUCACUCCGUCUCUCCUACCUUCGUACUUGAAAUGUAAUUUUGUAGGGAAAGAAGUUUUUUGAUGGAGCUUGUUUGUCGAAAUUAAUUUCCCUGUAUCACCGCCCAUUUGGGUGUUUGCAAGAAACAGGAACGUAGGUGAGUCUUGUUUUUGGCAGACAAUUCAAAUAACAAGCUCUUGAUCAA
Vitis riparia (riverbank grape) is the source of this 2137-nucleotide messenger RNA. Its product is annotated as transcription termination factor MTERF2, chloroplastic-like. Gene Ontology annotation, biological process: chloroplast organization; regulation of DNA-templated transcription. Lineage: Eukaryota; Viridiplantae; Streptophyta; Magnoliopsida; Vitales; Vitaceae. Gene Ontology annotation, cellular component: chloroplast. The record is from RefSeq and is a predicted model, not a curated record. Gene Ontology annotation, molecular function: double-stranded DNA binding. The transcript has a single exon. The coding region runs from base 227 to 1414 and encodes 395 amino acids.